Messenger RNA from Lodderomyces jiufengensis, 345 nucleotides. RefSeq lists its product as uncharacterized. Bases 1 to 345 code for a protein of 114 amino acids. The record is from RefSeq and is a predicted model, not a curated record. The transcript has a single exon. NCBI's taxonomy places the organism in Eukaryota, Fungi, Ascomycota, Pichiomycetes, Serinales, Debaryomycetaceae.
AUGAGUAGAAAAAGACAACUAGAUUCAGAAAAUACAGAUUACAACUAUUUGUCUUCAAAUUCAACAUGCUCAUCUACAAACUCACAGACUUUAUCAUCCUCACCAAUACAAUCAACAUUACAAACUUACAAUUUUAUACCUUCUUCACCAAUACGAAGUAAGAAAGUACAAUUAACCAAGAUCCAUACAGAAGUACACCAAAAAACUAUAAAUAUGAUGAUUCAAGCUCAAUUGGAAUUACAGCGACAAGAAAAAUUAAAUGUCAAUAUGUGUAAUGAAGUGAAUAACGAUACAAUAGUAGAAGAACACGGAGCAAGUACAUAUUUCCAACAACCAUACUGGUAA